GGUGACGUCACCCCGGCGCAUGCUGUUUAACGCCAGUGUUUCCGUCUUCUCUUCUCCUGAAGCCACAUCAACUACAUUUAUUUUUCUAGCUGAGAAAACAUUAGGGUGAUAUCAUGAGUACUGAAAAAUACCCCAGGACGUCUAUUGAAGACGACUUCAACUAUGGCACGAAUGUCGCAACAGCCAGUGUCCAGAUACGGAUGGACUUCCUGAGGAAGGUGUACACCCUGCUGAGUCUGCAGAUCAUCCUGACCACAGCCACCUCUGCCCUCUUCAUGUUCUGUCAACCCAUCAAGGACUUUGUCCACACCAGUCCUGCUGUGGUUCUGGUUUCGGCUCUGGGCUCUCUGGUUAUACUGGUGGCCCUGGCCGUGUACAGACACAAACAUCCAGUCAACCUCUACCUGCUGGCUGUGUUUACUCUGCUGGAAGCUGUUUCUGUGGCCACAGCUGUGACCUUCUAUGAAUACUCCAUUGUUCUGCAAGCCUUGUGCCUGACAUGUGCCGUGUUUGCUGGACUGACCGUUUACACCUUCCAGUCCAAGAGAGACUUCAGCAAAAUGGGCGCAGGACUGUUCGCCUGCCUGUGGAUUCUUAUCAUUGCAAGCUUCAUGAGGUUCUUCUUCCACAGCGACAGCACAGAGCUGAUCAUGGCUGGAGCCGGCGCUCUGGUCUUCUGUGGCUUCAUCAUCUACGACACCCACAUGCUGAUGAAGCAGCUCUCCCCAGAGGAGCACAUCCUGGCCUCCAUCAACCUCUACCUGGACAUCGUCAACCUGUUCCUGCACAUCCUGCGUCUCCUGGAUUCUAUGAAGAAACACUGAAAAGUGCACUUUACCCAGCUCACUGGAAACCCACAGAUAUGCCUGUUAUGUGAUUGUGUUUAUGUAACUUUCUCUCAUUAAGUUGACCAAACAUUUGAUUUUAAAGAGGGAACCUGUCUGUGCUUGGUGAAUUAUUUGCAGGCGUCUGCAUUACAUACCUAUAUUUGUCUUACUAUAGCUAAUCGGGCUGUUUGUAUUCAGUUAAGUAGAUCUAUAUGAGUGAAGUUUUGUUCCGUCUGCAACCAAAAUGUACACAAGGGAGCUUAAAUCUGCAUUACCUAAUUUGAUAUAAAGCCCACUAGUACCCCCACCUGGCCUAUUUGCAGCUCACUUAGAGUUUUAACACUAUUCAAUUCAGCAAGAGUUACUCAAACAGGAGGAAAUAUUACAUUAUUUAGCCACCAUUUUCAGUGGCGGAUUAAUAGUUUAAGUACAAUGCACCUAUAUUGCACAGAGAAAGCCAAUGUUAGAUUUAUCUUUUUCAUGGGGUUUGUUGAUAAUAGGAUUAAUAUAUUGUAUCACCAGGCUUUUCUUUUGAAAUAUUGAGAUAUAUAUUAUAUACUAUACUUGAAUUGUGACACAUAUGCCCUGACCUGGAAAGGUUUUCUGCUGUAAGAACGGAUCACAGUUGAUAGAAAAAUAUGUUCUCAUAUGGGGCAUUAGUGGACACCGUAACACAUUUAGAGUGAAUUUCUUUUCCAUAAGUAGGUAUUAUAGUGGGGUUUUACGUCUAUCAUUACAUAUUUUCUCGAACUUAAUUUACGACUAUUUUAUAAUGUUGUUACAUAUUCAGUAAGAAGAUGACACAUUCUAUAUUCAGUUUACUAAAGUGCAUUCCUGGGUUUAUUAAUUAAUCUUUGUACAUAUUUAAUAUUGUAAAUGUAACAGUGUACAGUUUAGUACUGUAUUUAGUAAAGAGACAAAUCUGAGAUUUAGAGAUUCUACACAAUUCUGUUCCUCCAUGUAUUCUCCAGAAUUGGGUAACAGAUCAAUAUUAUGAAGAUAAACUGUUAUAUGAAUGAUGUUCCAAACUACAGUUGUGCAUGUCUUGAUUGAGAUGUUAUCACCUAUUAGUUUUUUACUGGACUAACAGCAGAUUUAUGUCUUUCUGUCAUGGUGUACUGGUUUAAAAUGCAUUACUGAUCUCUUAUUGCACUUUAACUGCUUAAUACUCUGCUGUUAAGCAUUCUUUAUGGAGUUGUCACAGUGAUGUGAAAAUAAAGAGUGCCAUAUUUUCCAGACGGGAAAAGUAUCCGAGCGGUGUUAAAUAAAUUGAUUUGUUUCCAUCUA
This is a messenger RNA of Gymnodraco acuticeps, 2114 nucleotides long. RefSeq names its product transmembrane BAX inhibitor motif containing 4 (gene tmbim4). The transcript has 7 exons. The coding region runs from base 114 to 824 and encodes 236 amino acids. The record is from RefSeq and is a predicted model, not a curated record. Gene Ontology annotation, biological process: negative regulation of apoptotic process. NCBI's taxonomy places the organism in Eukaryota, Metazoa, Chordata, Actinopteri, Perciformes, Bathydraconidae. Gene Ontology annotation, cellular component: membrane.